AUGGAUGCUGAGUAUGUCUUAUGCAAUUGGAAAGACCAGUUAUGGCCAGCAAAAGUUUUGUCCAGAUGUGAGACUUCAUCAAACAGUAAGAGAAAAAAGACAUUUUCCCUAGAAGUUCAAAUACUCUCAGUAAAUGAAAAAAUUAAAGUGGAAAGCAAGGAAACAAAGAUCCUAAAUAAAUCUCAAAUUGAAGCCAUUGCCUCCUCACUAGCAGCACAGUCAGAGGGCAGUUAUCCACCUAGAGAGGAAACAGCUUAUGCAAGGUCACUAAAAAUGGCACUGGGUAUUCUGAAUAAGAGAACAAAUUUGAAUCAAUCAAGCAGUUCAGAUGAAGAAGAGACCACUACACUGUCUCAAAAUGUACCACAAAAGCUUUCUAAUUCACCCCCUCGUAAAAAGUAUCGGAAGCCUAAAGGAAACUUAUCGAAGUGUCUCGAAGAACGUGAAAUUCCAACAUUUCUGUUAGUAUCUUCAGAGAGUGAUGAUUCCUUGUAUGAUGAUAAAUCACAAGUGCAUGCAACCGUUGAUACUAUUCCAAGUGAGAUGGAAACAAAAUCAUCACAAAACUCCAGCUGGUGCCAAAUUUUCCCUCCACUUUCAGAAGAGGAUGAAAAGGAGAGCAAGAAAAAGAUUGACAUCCCAACAAUUAUGCCUUUGGGUUCUACAAUCAAAGAGGAAGGUGCUUAUGUUAAAGAAGAGAAGUUCACUCCAACUUCACCACCAGAUAUCUUCAUUGUGCCAAAAAGUUUGAAAGAGGAGCCAGAAGAUCUCUGCCCAAAGACACUGGCCAUUUCCUCUGAAUGCUCUGCCUUCUUAGAGAAUAUUGAGGAUCCUGGAGAGGGUCCCUCGAAUUCAUGCUUAGAUACAAGCCAGAAUCAACCUGUAGAAUCAGAGACAGGUGCUCUGGCAUCCCCCAGUUAUUGUUCAUUGGAAUGUCAGGUUUCAUUUAGUGCCUCUAACCGUGUCAGGGAUUGUUCACUCCGUGGGAAUAAUGAAAGAAGUGGCCAGAAUCCGGAUUUUGAGGAACACGGAGAAGAACUCCAAGCUUCUGAUAAGUCAGUGCCUCUAAAUCCUGUUGAUACUUCUGUACUAGAUGACGACGAGGAAGACGAAGUACUUCCACCAGUUGUUUUUCAUUAUGAGCCACGUUCAUUUGAAGCAGGAAUGAUAGUCUGGUUUAAAUAUAAAAAAUAUCCAUUUUGGCCAGCCAUAGUGAAAAGCAUCAGGAGAAAAGAGAAAAAAGCAAGUGUGAUUUUUGUUGAGGCAAACAUGAAUCGUGAAAAGAGAGGCAUUAGAGUGCUUUUGAGAAGAUUAAAAAAAUUUGAUUGUAAAGAGAAACAAGCACUAGUGGAUAAAGCCAGGGAGGAUUACAGUGAAAGUAUUGACUGGUGCAUCUCACUGAUUUGUGACUACAGAGUUAGACUAGGUUGUGGUUCUUUUACAGGCUCUUUCCUUGAGUAUUAUGCUGCUGACAUUAGUUAUCCAAUCAGGAAAGUAAUCAGACAAGAUACCUUCAGGAACUUAUUUCCAAAGCUGCAUAAUGAAGAUUCUAUGGAACCGAUGGCCAUGACUUCCCAGACCAAAAGAAUGUCCUUCAAAAAAAUUCUCCCUGACCGAAUGAAGUCGGCUCGGGACCGAGCCAACAGGAAUCUAGUGGACUUCAUUGUGAAUGCAAAAGGAGCAGAAAACCAUCUUCUGUCCAUUUUAAAUGGCACAAAAGCAUCCAGGUGGCUGAAAUCAUUUUUGAAAGCAAAGAGGUUCACUCCCUGUAUUGAAACAUACUUUGAAGAUGAAGAUCAGUUGGAUGAGGUAGUGCAAUAUUUACAAGAAAUCUACAAAAAAAUCAACGAAAGAAUGCUAGCUCGGAUAAGAGAUGAUAAAAUUAAAUUUAUCCUAGAAGUUCUUCUGCCAGAAGCAAUCAUUUGUUCAAUUUCUGCUGUUGAUGGAUUAGAUUACCAGGAAGCUGAAGCAAAGUAUCUAAAAGGACCAUCUCUAGGAUACAGGGAAAGAGAGUUAUUUGAUUCAAAAAUCCUAGUUGAAAAGAGACGGAAGCCAUCAACAAAACAAGCUCACUAA
This is a messenger RNA of Myotis lucifugus (little brown bat), 2076 nucleotides long. RefSeq names its product MUM1 like 1 (gene PWWP3B). The transcript has a single exon. The record is from RefSeq and is a predicted model, not a curated record. NCBI's taxonomy places the organism in Eukaryota, Metazoa, Chordata, Mammalia, Chiroptera, Vespertilionidae. Bases 1 to 2076 code for a protein of 691 amino acids.